Molecule: messenger RNA, 2004 nt
Organism: Synchiropus splendidus (mandarinfish)
Lineage: Eukaryota; Metazoa; Chordata; Actinopteri; Syngnathiformes; Callionymidae
Gene: rnf5
Product: ring finger protein 5
Exons: 6
Coding region: 29-748 (239 amino acids)
Biological process (GO): ubiquitin-dependent protein catabolic process
Cellular component (GO): endoplasmic reticulum
Molecular function (GO): metal ion binding; ubiquitin protein ligase activity; ubiquitin-like protein conjugating enzyme binding
Source: RefSeq, a predicted model, not a curated record
UUUCUCCCAGUCGUGCAUGCGCAGUUGAAUGACAGCGCCUUCAGCGCUAACAUUAGCCUGGUCGGGCCAAACCUGGUGCAGGACUGUCAGGUUCACUCUCAAGUCCAGUGGAAACGCCAUGGCGGCCGCGGAUCCCCGCUCUUCGAGCGACGGCAGGUCUGCUGGCAGAGGAGGAUACGAGCCUGGUGAAAGCAGCAAUGACCGAGACGGAGCUGGCGGCAGCGGUGCCGACGGCGAAAGGGAGCGAGACCGAGCCACCUUCGAGUGCAACAUUUGUCUGGAGACUGCCAGAGACGCUGUCAUCAGUAUGUGUGGACACCUGUUCUGCUGGCCCUGCCUUCAUAAAUGGCUGGAGACGCGGCCCAACAUGCAGCAGUGUCCGGUGUGCAAAGCAGGAAUCAGCAGAGAGAAAGUCAUUCCGCUGUAUGGUAGAGGGAGCUCCAGUCAGGAGGACCCCAGGUUGAAAACUCCACCGCGACCUCAAGGGCAGCGAACUGAGCCGGAGGCAAGAGGAGGGAUGUUCCCGGGUUUCGGCAACACCGGCUUCCACAUGUCUUUCGGCAUCGGUACUCUUCCCUUUGGCUUCUUCACGACAGUCUUCAACACAAAUGACCUGUUUCAAAGAGCAGAUCACUAUCCCAGCGACCACCAAGCCAACGGCAACUUAAACAACGGCAACCAGAACUGGCAAGACUCCCUCUUCCUGAUCGUCGCAGUGUUUUUCUUCUUCUGGCUGCUGAGCGUGUGAUCAUGACGACGAUGCACAAAACUCAUGGACAACAGUGGGCCGCGAUGGAGCGAAGGAAGUGUGUUAAAAUAUUGAAACCACAUUUUGCUCAGCACUCUUUCAUCCUCGAGAGAGUGUUGUUGCUGAUCGCCCCGAGAUAGUUUGAGAAAUGUGCUUUUUGUCUCAUCCUGGUACUCGUUCCAUUUGAAAUAAACACUCACUAGAAGGCAGAGGUGUUUGAUGCUCCCAAUACUUGUUAGCCUGAAAAAGACAUGGACCAAAUUGGCUGGGGUCAUGACCUCCUUUGCACUCGGUAUUAUGUGACCCGUUGAGUCUGGUCACAUGGUACUGGAACACACAUCUUUGUUGCAUUCAGUGAGUUCUUACAGUUAUAGAACAGAGUGGUUACUGCCUGUAUAGCAACUGUUAAAGGCCAAAGAGUAGCAGAGCUCUGGUAUGAAAUCAAAAGUGAUUUCCAGUUCACCAUCCACAGGAAAUAUGCCUGUCGAACGACGACUCGCUGGGCAGAGAGAUGUUGUCUUAACCCACACUGCCACUACACUGUGAGCUUGUUUGUCGAGCAAAUGUCUGGAGCUUGAGCUCAACACAGACUGAUUUUCGAUGAUGUACAAUUGUGUUUGCUUGAGGAAAACAAUGGAAUUAUAUUUCAAUUAACUCCCAAGAUUCCAAUGAUGAUCUUAGCUCAUCUCGUUUUACAGAACUGAAAAUUUUCAAUUUCAGCUCUCCUCUCUCUCCUCAAGUGAAUUUAUUUAUUACAAAUUGAAAUGAAUUGAGCGUGCUGCCCAAUGACAUGCAAAUUCAUAUUCAUUUUCUUAACUAGACCUGUAAAUAUAAUAUCAUUUUUGUGUGCGUGUGGGUGAGCAGCAAUGGAGGAAUUUUAACUCACUUUUGGUUCAUGUUUGGUUGCUAGCUGAUUUGUAAGAGGACACGAGUUCAUGAUCGACGUAGAUGAUAAAAUCAUCCUUCGUAACCUUCGUGUGUUCCCUAAUCUACAUGGCUGUUUGACAUUAGGGUGAAAGGUCAUCUGUCUGUGCUCAUUUCCUACUGGCUGUUCAACACUUUGUAGUUUCAUGUGGCUGUGACUGAACAACUGGUGGAGUUGGUGUCUGUGAAUAAAGUUUGAUUACAGAACUAGUGCGUUCUCCUGACUCAGAACUAAUUGUUGCUAAGAAACAUUUCAAAUAUAUUGAUGUAAUGUUGUUGCUACCGUUUUGUUCUUCAAUAAGAUGGCAAUAUAUAAACAACAGUUCUCUGGC